This is a messenger RNA of Uranotaenia lowii, 9394 nucleotides long. RefSeq names its product serine/threonine-protein kinase tousled-like 2 (gene Tlk). The transcript has 7 exons. The record is from RefSeq and is a predicted model, not a curated record. Gene Ontology annotation, biological process: chromosome segregation; intracellular signal transduction; peptidyl-serine phosphorylation. Lineage: Eukaryota; Metazoa; Arthropoda; Insecta; Diptera; Culicidae. Gene Ontology annotation, cellular component: nucleus. Gene Ontology annotation, molecular function: ATP binding; protein serine/threonine kinase activity. Bases 2928 to 6293 code for a protein of 1121 amino acids.
AGUUUGAAGACGUGCCGGGAUUGUUGCGCUCGUGGUCUAUUCAGAGUGGAGCGUUCAAAGGGUUUUAAAGAACCGUUGUUGGUUCUAAUCGUUGUGACCCGAUCAACAAUUGAAUGAAAUACACGAUCGGUGGAAAAAUCGGGCUCUGUUGUUUACUCUCAAUCGAAUGAAGUGUGAAUUUUGACGUGUUAGUGUUUUAUUAAUGAUCAACAGCCUACUUUGUUACACACCGGAUUAUUACCAUCAUCGGUCGGAACGACCGAGGGAGAAAUAAUUGAAGGUAGCUCUUGUGUGUUGUUUCUGUCAAUUCUGGACUAACAAACGUAGUAGUCCGCCGUCUGUCAGUUAUCGGCGAUGUUGCCGUGGUGAAAUUCGCAGUUUUGUGGUGGACGGCAAACGAAUCGGUGCUACGCGAAUUAAAGCAGACAUCGCAAAGAAAAAAAAACCGAGUGUGGGAUCGAGUUUGUCGGGUUUCCACCCCGGUGCAACGAGGAGUGAAGGAGUGGAGACAGCAACGAUGAUUGAAAGCAGGUGAGGAGGGCAGAGCAAAAGAGAGUGCUCAGCACCCCCGCAGAAGCAGUUGGGGAAAGUAUUAGGCGAGAAGAGAUAGGCGAUUUUAUUCAGCUCAUUUUGGACCGGGUACCCUGCGUUACGUUAGAGUGUCGGAGAUUGCACCCAGCAUUCGCACAGAUUGUGCGAAAAUUGUGUACCGCAGCGCGCCACUGUCGUAAAUUGGUUAGACGACCAAGAGAAGCCGAAGUCAAACUGCGAACGAAUUAUCGCGCGAGUGCAGAAACUCCGCCAACCACCCUCUAGAUUCAGCGAAAGAGAGAAGGAGGCUGCCGAGUGCAACCGAAAGAUGAGAACAGCACACACAAAGUGUAAGAAUCAGAUGUGACACAAUCUGCUGGUUGCUGCCGUUCUGAGGCUGGCUAGCGAGUGUGUAAUCGACGGUGGCGACGAUUUCGACGAUUUUACUCUUCUAUCCGCAACAAAGGUGGAUGAGUGAAGAAGCGCGGAAACGAAGUUGUGGAAUUGUGGUGUAGAACGAUACGACACGACACGGUUCUGGCGCGGUGCGGUAGAAACGAAGCAAAACGUAAAGAAGAGAAGGGAAGUGAGGAAGUAACGGGCUCGGCCGUCAAGACAAGUGUGGCUCACCAGUGGCAGUCGUAACAAAGAAGGAAAACUGUCUACGUUGAGUUUCGGACCAACCGAGGAGGAGGAUACACCCAAUUUGCUCCGGUCGACACCAUCAGUCGUUAGUAGUGGAGAGAUUAUUAGAUUCCUAGGUGAGGACGGUACCGCAGAUGUGCAAGUUUUUCGGUAACUUCGGAUGCUACCUGUGCAAAACCAGGUAACAGACUCACAAGUGUCCCAGUACCAUUAGUGAUGGGUGAUUUUCGAAUGUGAUUGUGGAAACAAAAAUUGUCUAACGCAGAAGGCAGUAAUCUGCCGAAAAAUGAAUAGCGCGAGGUCAGGGAAAAUAAGUCGGUGAAAGAGCCGAUGAUUUUUGCACCACACAGUUUCUAAAUGGUUUCAUUCAUUCAUAGUAGGCAGUGAGUGUGAAGCAGAAACCGAAUUGUCAUCGCAACAGUGUGUAUUCUGUGCCGAAAAAUCAAGAUUCAAUUUUCUGGCCGAGCUGUGUAAGCUGGAGCCGAGUUUUUUUUGUCUGUGAUUCGAAACGAUCGAUGGCAGUGGGUUUUAUUGGUUCGGGAAGAGUAGAGUGAAUCAAACGAAGUGAAAAAAGGUGGCAAUAACAACAACAUCAGUAGCAAGCAGCAUGGCAAAGUGAAGUGAAAGAAACCCUCCGUAGAAGCAAAAGGGGCGAAUUCAGGGGGAAAAUAUGUGCUCGACGCUCUCGUCCGCCAGUCCGUUGAUUGUCGGUCGACGUCCCAUCGUUGCCCAACAAGAGUAUUGGCAGCAGCAGCAACAUAGCAGAAAUUAAUAUUGUUUAAGCAGCAGCAAUAAACGGUCGACGUCGAGAGUGAGAAGAACAAGUGGCAAACAAACAACAACACCGCAAGAAGAGGAAAUCCGUUUGAAUAAAAACGAGUCAGCUUCAACCAGUGAGAGAGAGAACGCGAGUGAGUGAGCGACGUGCGAAGCGGAGGAAGAAGGUGUACGAAAAGUGCAGGGCAAAGAGAGUAUAAUAUCAAAUGCACAUAGCUAUUUUCUGUUGUUAUUUGUAUUAUUAUUGUUGAUGAUGUUAUUAUUAUUAUUAUUAUAAUCUGUUGGUGUAGUUGCUGUUAUUCGCACUCAUAACAGUUUUCCCCAUCCAUUGUUCAGAUGGAUGGAAACCGAGCACCAACACAGUGAAAGCGACGUAAACAGAAAAUCCGCACACAUAACACCCACCAAGAAGUGUGUGCGCAGUGAGAGGAGUGUGGGCUGCCCGGCAGGCCCCAUAACGUAACCGAAAAAGUGGAAAGGCAAUAGAAAUCUACUCGGCGGGAGGAAUUGGAGUCACCGCGCCGCGGAGUGUCUUUGUUCAAAUUUGCAAGAAAAGUAAGUGAGCUUUCAGCUGUCCAUAGUGCGCGAAUACCUGUUAAUCGACGUCGACGACGAACGACUCGGGUUUCGAUUACCUCUCCUAAUCAGUCAGCGGAAAAAUCAAUUUUAAGUGAUACCCCCUUUCGUUAAAGAAAAGUGUCAAAGUAAUACCCCACUGUCAUGCCCCUGAACCGGGAUCUCUGUUGUAACCCAAAGUGUUCUCUCAAGAACCGGCUGCUGGUGGUGGGUCGAUCACCGGCACCAGGUUGCUGCCGCCCACUUGGAAUGUGCUGCUGUCAACCUUUGACCAACUAAAGCCCAUUCCUCAAAGAGGGACAAGCAGCCGCGGCAGGAUCGCCAAGUGCAGGUGUUCCCUCCGGCAAAGGCGAAGAGCUCAGAGCACAGAAAGAAGGUGGAAACGAACGGCACAUUCAAUGAAGAAUAAGCAGCAACAGCAGGCAGCACCAAAGAAGCAGAAGCAGAAGCAGCAGCAACACCAUCAACAACAACAGCAACAGCAAAAGCAGAAAAACUUGGAUAUCAUGUUGAGCUCUUCCUACUAUAUCUAUAUGUCUGCCGGUACUCAACUGCAGAUGGCACCACAGACAACCAUAGUACAACAAGUCGGCCAAAAUCAUCUCCAUUCGCAUCAUCUACAGCAGCAGCCACCACAGCCACACCAAGUGACGGUACCGCAGCCGCAUCCGGCCCAUUACGGCAAUCCGGCGCAGCAGCAGCAACAACAACAGCAAGUAUCGGCGGCGGCUGUUGUCGGUGGGUUGGUGGGCUUGCCCCAGCCACCGCAGCUAGGUACGCUCACUAGUUUGCAGCAGGCGCAACAACAGUCACACUACAGCACCAACAAUAAUAAAGAUCAGGACUCGAAUAUGAGCACCGGAUCGUCGCAUAGUGAUAAGGAGCUAGAGACUAUAAUCAAUACUCCGACGCCGGAGAAGAUUCCCCGGACGCCGUCGGAUCGGAAGCGGAAGCGGAAAGCCCCCGACGACAAUGGGGGUCCGGGAGGGGGAGGGGGUGGCGGCGGCGGUAGUCAUAUUCGUGAUAGAGAUAGUGUUAAGCCCCGUUUGUCGAUACCACCAUUAGGCGAUAGUAAGAAAAUUAACGACUACUUUUCCAAACAUUCGGUAAGCAGUCCCCAUCGGACGCACCCGGUUGGCGCAGCCGGAACCGGUGGUCCCCUAGGAGCAAUAAGCAAUUCUGGCCAGCAGCAGCAGGCACAGCCUGGUCAACCUGGCAGUGGAAAUCAAGGGCAAAGCCAGCAGGUUUCCACUAAAAGUCCCAGUCCCCAGCAACAACAGCAGCAUGGUCAGUAUCCAAUGUAUCCACCUAGUCCUCAACCACAGCUAGGAUCUGUGGUGACCUCCAGUGGUAAUCUUACCAGCCAAGCUGCGGCACAGGAUCUGUACGUGCGAUCGCAGCGCGGUAGUUCUGUAGCAUCUUCCACACUAGUUCCUCCAUCGUCAGUAUCGGGCACGCCGUCGUCAGUCUCGGCGGCCUCCUUACUGAGCUCAUCCUCAUCUAUCAUCUCCGGUGGUACAGUUGGCGUGAUGGUUCCUCCCAAUGCGCCACCCCCACAGACGCAUCGGGAUCGAGAUUCUCAGCCACCUCCACCUCCCCUGCCUCCAUCGGUUGCCACCGUGCAGCAACAACAACAAGUACAGACGCAAGUACAGACACAAUCCCAGCAACAAGUCGCCGUUGCGCAGUCUCAAGCCUCCCUCGGGGUUCCCAACUCUACACUAGCCAUCAAUAGUCUAGCGGCAUCGCUGAGCCAUGCCAACAAUGGAACCGUUGUUAAUCCAAACGCUGCCAACAGUAGCACCACCAGCAGCAGCAGCAGUAAUCAUAGCAUACCCAACAAUGUCCAAUCGUUAGCUCAAUCAACCUCCCAGCAACAAUCGCAGCCUGUCACCCCAACCGGUCCGCUCAUGGUUUCCAAACUGGUUCAAACGGAUCUAACGGCAGCGGACAUCACCGAACGGGAUCAGGACUUUGAAACCUCGCGGACACGGGCCGAUGAACUUUCACGUCUAUCGGACGAACAAAAGUGUCAAAUUACGGCGCACCAGAAGGUCAUCGAGCAGCACAAGAGCCACAUCAACAAGUGUAUAGAUGUGGUGAAAAAGCUGCUCAAGCAAAAGAGCAACAUCGAAAAGAAGGAGGCGCGCCAAAAGUGCAUGCAGAACCGGUUACGGUUGGGUCAGUUCGUGACGCAGAGGGUCGGCGCUACGUUCCAGGAGAACUGGACCGACGGGUACGCGUUCCAGGAGUUGGCCAAACGCCAGGAGGAAAUCACUGCCGAACGGGAGGAAAUUGACCGCCAGAAGAAGCUGCUGAUGAAGAAACGGCCGACCAACUCCGAGAACAGUCGGAAGCGAAACAAUUCCAGCACGUCCGGUGUUGGCAGCACGACGGCCGUGUCCAGCUCCGGCACCACCGUGGUGAGUCAAAUCUCGGCCACGCUCCACAACGGCAACGACAAUACGUUCCUAAAGCCAGAUUCGGUCGUCAGCAGCGGAAGCACCUUCACCAUACAGGAGUACUACGAGUGUGACGAAAUACUGAAGCUGCGGCAGAACGCACUCAAGAAGGAGGACGCCGACCUACAGCUGGAGAUGGAGAAACUGGAGCGGGAACGGAACCUUCACAUCCGGGAGCUGAAGCGGAUACACAACGAAGAUCAGUCGCGCUUCAACAACCAUCCUGUGCUAAACGAUCGGUAUUUGCUGCUGAUGCUCCUCGGCAAGGGUGGCUUCUCCGAAGUACACAAGGCGUUCGACCUCAAGGAACAGCGGUAUGUGGCAUGCAAGGUGCACCAACUGAACAAAGACUGGAAGGAAGAUAAGAAAGCUAACUAUAUUAAGCACGCCCUGCGAGAAUACAACAUCCACAAAGCGCUCGAUCACCCGCGGGUGGUCAAACUGUACGAUGUGUUUGAGAUCGAUGCCAACUCAUUCUGCACCGUGCUGGAAUACUGUGAUGGGCAUGACCUCGACUUUUAUCUGAAGCAGCACAAAACGAUACCGGAGAAGGAGGCUCGGUCGAUUAUUAUGCAGGUGGUAUCGGCGCUGAAAUACUUGAACGAGAUAAAGCCCCCAAUUAUCCAUUACGACCUUAAACCGGGAAACAUCCUGCUGACGGAAGGUAACGUGUGCGGUGAGAUCAAGAUCACCGAUUUCGGUCUUUCGAAGGUGAUGGACGAAGAGAACUAUAAUCCGGACCACGGUAUGGAUCUAACGUCUCAAGGUGCUGGAACUUAUUGGUAUUUACCGCCGGAGUGUUUCGUCGUGGGCAAAAAUCCACCAAAGAUCUCGUCCAAAGUGGACGUGUGGAGCGUCGGGGUCAUCUUCUACCAGUGCCUGUACGGGAAGAAACCGUUCGGGCACAACCAGUCGCAGGCCACCAUCCUGGAGGAGAACACCAUCCUGAAGGCGACCGAGGUGCAGUUCGCCAACAAACCGACGGUCACGAACGAGGCGAAGAGCUUCAUUCGGGGCUGUCUCGCCUACCGCAAAGAGGAUCGAAUGGACGUCUUUGCCCUGGCCAAACACGAGUAUCUACAGCCGCCGGUGUCGAAGAAAUCGGCGGCAGCUGCCUCCAGUCAGAAUCACCACGGCAGUGGUAACAGUGGAACAAGUGGCCAAGCCGGAGCCGGAAGCGGUGCGGGGGGCGGUGGCGGAGGUUCGGGUGGUUCUGGUGGCGGCGGAGGAAAUCAGGGCGGCCAGCAAACGUCCUUCUCAACGGGGAUGUUUGGCAACAUGAACCAAUCCAGCUCUUCUUAGCUGCCCCCGGGUGGAAGUUUACAUCUGAACAACACCGUUGCGGGUGGUGGCGCUUACUCGGCCAAGGGUAACAACAACACCUCGCUCGGUGGGCCUACUUCUAUUGCUAUUUAUGCUGCUCUGUUCGGAUCGGUUGGCAGCACUGCCACCAAUAGUCUACCAACUCUGAUGGCAACCACGUCGAACGCGAUUCUGCCGAUUACUGCCACAGGUAAUCAGACCAACAACAAAACUCACCAAAACAACCACAACCAUGCAUCCCCGCCAACGUCAUCCAAAUCAUAAAAAUAGAGAAGCCAACCCAUUGAUAUCCUAUGAUGCUCGUCGUAAUGUAAGGAAACAACAGAAAACAAUAGAUGGAAUACCCCAGUUCCCAGUUUAUUAUAAAUAGUAGAAUUCGACACACGCACACCGUUUCAAAACAAACCAAUACCGUGAAAGGUAAGGCAAAAGAUAAACCGAACGCAAACAAUUCAAGUUAUGUGAAAGGCAAAUUUUAGUUGCACGUUAAACAACCGUUUUGCUAACUGUCGUAAAAGAAAAAGCUAACCAAAAGAAGAAAAAACAAGAAAACGUAAAAUGCUGAAUUGAAUCAAUGUUUGCUGUCAACAAAGAUGAAUUAUUAAAAAAGAUAAACCAUACGCCGUAAAAUGAUGUUCCAUAGUAAAUGACAAAAAAAGCAAACGGAAAAUAAUAAGCAAAAAAAAAAAAUAGUUCAAUACAAACCGCGCGAAAAAGAAGUCGUCGAAUCGAAGUAUCCACACACCCACGUGCGUUUAGAGUAAUGUUAUUCUUUUUGAAUAUUGAAACUAAACAAACAAACAAAAAAAUCUCGCUAUGUAAAUAGGAUGUAAAAAAUCAAACCAAAACCAAAUUUCAUCAAAACAUAAGAAUCAUUUGAAGAGGUAAAAAAACAACUAAUACAUACACGUACUCAUACAAGAAGACAUACAAUAACAGCAGAAUCAUAAAGGGAAGGUUGAAAUAGGAUUUUGAUUUCGGUUGCACUUUGGUUGGUCACAAUGUUGUGGCAAAAGAAAAAAAAAACCAACAAGACGCCCAAAUACCAUAGCGGGGAUCAUCGAAUCGGACCAUUCGACGGGGUUCGCUGAAGGAAGGAAACGGAAAGUUUUCGAUGCAUGACGACGACGACACGUGCGCUAAUUGUCGAAAGCAAAAAUGCGCCAAUUUAAAUCUUUUUUUUCCUAAAUUUUAUUUGGCUGUUGAAAUUUAUUAAUUUCUAUAUUCUAUCUUCUUCCACUAAACAUUGUAAUGUGACCAAAUCUGGCCGCUCGAAUUGUACACAAUCCUUCCGAAUUACCUAUACAUAUUCAACUCUGUUAUUACAUUUUUAUUGUUUUCAAAUAAAACAAUCGGAUAAGUUUAAGUCGUUGGAGUGUUGCGCCCCAAUAACUGAUUGUUGGUUGGGGAUCAGGAAGAAAUUCGAUGUGUCGUAAAUUUCCUCUGGUAACUAGUGGUUUGGCGCAGUAUUAUCCGGACAGUGCGUUACGUCGUUGAAAUUGAAGCAGCAAACAAUAGCAGAAGAAUAGAGGGCAUCUUACUUGCGUACACCCACAAACACACACAUAUAACACUCAUUUUGGAGGAAAGGGAAAUGUUAUUUGUUGAUUCCAAUUGAGGGUGGAAGAUAAUAUGCUAAUGGACGGGCAAGAGAGAAAAAAUGGGGAGUAAUGCAAAACUCAGAAAUUAAAGCCAAGAUUCAGGAGAAAAAUAUGGCUCAGACACUAUUAUUCGUUUCCCAUCCACUGUUAUAAUGUGGAUGGUUGUCAGAUAAACAAUCUUUAUUUCGUUAUGCAACAUACACACCUGUACAUACUAUUGUUUAGUGUUUGUUUUAUCAUUAUUAUUUUUAUUAUUGCGAGUAUCGAAUUAAUAGAUCCUUAACAUGUUAGAAAUCACAUUGAAAGCAACAGAAAACAAAACACACCCACACUCACACUCACGGAGACACAACCAACACAAAUACAUUGCUGGAUUACAGUUGGAUUCCGAGGGGUCAUUACCAAAUGGAAGACCGAGUUCGACAUCGACAAAACCAAGGGGAAAUAGUGGCACCAAUAGAAGGCCAAACACAGAGCCCUAUUACAUAAGACGAGUCACGAGUCAUUUUACUCGAGUGAGCCAUUUUGGUAUUACAGUAGUCGAGUCGAGCCGACUUCAGACGAAUAGCUCGACUGAGUCGACUGCUUGAAUGUUCGUGACUCGGCUUUUUCACUCGACUACUGUAAUACGACAUUUCGCUCGACUCGAAAGUGACUGGAGUCGAGUCGAGUUACUCGACUCGUCUUAUGUAAUAGGGCCCACAGUGUUUGUUUUGGAAUAGCGCUGAAUAUACACAGUCCUUUUGUCUAAUAGGUUAUUUCAGUUUUUUAAUAUUUUUUCUGUGGUUAUUUGUGACGGAAUAGAGACCAGACUAUUUUAUCGAAUUGCUUUCAUGUUUUAUAGACGGCUAUGAGAGCAAGUUUUAUAAGAGACUUCAAGAGUCUAAUAAAACAAUCGUUAUUAUUCAAAAUUCUUCAUCUUUUAAAGCCAGAAAUGACUGCUGUACGAAGCAGUACUUUUCGUAAAUCCCAUAUGUUAAUCCGUCUCAAAUUCGGUUUGUUGAGGGAUAAACUUGAACUUUGCUUGGUAGUGAUCUGUCGUGGUCCUCGCUCAUACAAGAAUAGGAACAGCAGGGAUAUUUGGCACGCCGCUGUGUUCCAUCGGUUUAGGGAUGGAACCUGAGCAUGCAGGAUCAUCCCCUCCAAAAAAGCAAAAAAAAUGUGUAUAGAAAAAAGGUUUUCACUUUUCUCAUAGGGAGAAAAGAUCGAACCGUCUCCGGUCCGCGGGACGAUGCCCCUCCAUUUAUUGGAAAUGAAAAAAGUUCUUUUAAAAAACAAAAACCCACAAGUAAUCAAUGAAGAAGAAAAUAAAAAAAAAAAUAAGAAGAAGAAAACGAUUGAGAUAGGGAAAACCAAAUACAAUUUUUCGAGCGCGCGAGUGUUUGAGAAUAAACAGGUCGUAUGUGUGGAAGCGUUCCAGAUCAAUGUGAAAACUCCAAACUAGUUUAUAUUGGUUGCAUGUGUACUACUUGUGUUUGU